AUGGCCUUCACCCUGGCCUUAGCCAUUGGACUGGCAUUGCUUGCCGGAAUCCUGCCACACGGCCUCAAUGAAAGCUCAAAUCAUAAAAAGGCCAACGGAGACAAGUGUGUCCACCACACCCAGUGCCUCAGUGACUGUUGUCUCAUAGACCUGGAAAGAAGGGGAGCCUUCUGCACCUCCAAGUCCCGCGCGGGCAUGGCGUGCUUGCCCCAGACCAAGGGGAGCCUGAACAUCAUGUGUCCCUGCCGAAUCGGCUUGAGCUGCCAUUCCAAGGACUCCAUGUGCCCCCGCCGGUGCCAAAUGAUUUGA
Acomys russatus (golden spiny mouse) is the source of this 309-nucleotide messenger RNA. It is a transcript of the gene Clpsl2, whose product is annotated as colipase like 2. The transcript is spliced from 3 exons. Gene Ontology annotation, molecular function: enzyme activator activity. The record is from RefSeq and is a predicted model, not a curated record. Bases 1 to 309 code for a protein of 102 amino acids. Gene Ontology annotation, cellular component: extracellular region. Gene Ontology annotation, biological process: digestion; response to food; lipid catabolic process. Lineage: Eukaryota; Metazoa; Chordata; Mammalia; Rodentia; Muridae.